Messenger RNA from Symbiodinium natans, 525 nucleotides. NCBI's taxonomy places the organism in Eukaryota, Dinophyceae, Suessiales, Symbiodiniaceae. The record is from the annotation of a GenBank genome assembly.
AUGGCCGCAGCGACUCCCGAGAAGCCCGACGCCGUCGCCCCUGCCGCCCCAGCCCCUACCCCGGCCCCGGCCGCACCAGCCGCGCCAACACCGGCAGCCGAGGCUGAGGCGCCCAAUGCCAAGUCCCAGUUGAAGGCCGUGAAGUCUGAGCGCUCCGACCUCAACGUCGCCGUGAAGCCGAAGGAGGAGGAGGCCGCGCCCACCCGCCUUGAUGUCCUGCGUGGUGAAGGCGCCAAGGUCAUCGCAGAUGUGCGCGCCAAGGCAGUUGAGGUGGUGGAGCUGGCGGCUGUGAAGGCACAAACCGCCAAGGUACGCGCGUUGGAUUCGGUCCACUCCUUGCAGACCAAAGCUGGGCAGAUCAGGCAAUCCGUUGUCACCUCCGCCUCCGAGGCGAAGGCUGGAUGCCGCCAGGGGUUGAACAAAUCUUACUUCUAUGGCUCUGAUUAUGGCUUUUAUGGGCUGAAGAAACCUUACUUCUAUGGCUCUUAUUAUGGCUUUUAUGGAUAUUGUGAUGACGGUCGGUAA